CCCAGGGGCGGGCCCAGGCUCCCGCUUGCACCGCCGCCCCUCGUGGCUCCUCCUAGCUCCGCCAGUCGGCGGGAGCCCAGGUGCCUGCGGGUAGGAGGCGCAGAGGAUGUGUUGCUGGCCGCUGCUCGUGCUGUGGGCGCUGCUCCCCCGCGCGACGGCGGGGGACUCGGGCCGGACCUUCCCGCACCGCACCGUCCUGGACGCGGAGGGCAAGUACUGGCUGAGCUGGGGCCCGCGGGACAGCCGGCUCGCCUUCCGCCUCGAGGUGCGCACAGCCGGCUACGUGGGCUUCGGCUUCUCGCCCACCGGGGCCAUGGCCGCGGCAGACAUCGUCGUGGGCGGGGUGGCCCAAGGGCGACCCUACCUCCAGGAUUAUUUUACAAAUGCAAAUAGAGAGUUGAAAAAAGACGAUCAGCAAGAUUAUCACCUAGAAUAUGCCAUGGAAAAUAGCACACACACAGUAAUUGAAUUUACCAGAGAACUGCAUACAUGCGACAUAAAUGACAAGACCAUUACGGAGAGCACUAUGAGGGUGAUCUGGGCCUAUCAUCAUGAAGAUGUGGGAGAAGCUGGUCCCAAGUACCACAGCUCCAAUCGUGGCACCAAGAGUCUAAGAUUGUUGAAUCCUGAGAAAACCAAUGUGUUAUCUACAGCCAUACCAUACUUUGACCUGAUAAAUCAGGACGUCCUCAUCCCAAACAAAGGUACAACGUAUUGGUGUCAAAUGUUUAAGAUUCCUGUGUUCCAGGAAAAGCAUCAUGUAAUCAAGGUUGAGCCAAUGAUACAGAGAGGCCACGAGAGUCUAGUCCAUCACAUCCUGCUCUAUCAGUGCAGCAGCAAUUUCAACGACAGCGUUCUGGACUAUGGCCAUGAGUGCUACCACCCUAACAUGCCAGAUGCGUUCCUCACCUGCGAGACCGUUAUUUUUGCCUGGGCCAUUGGUGGAGAGGGCUUUUCCUAUCCACCUCAUGUUGGAUUAUCCCUGGGCACUCCGUUGGAUCCUCAUUAUGUACUCCUGGAAGUCCAUUAUGACAAUCCGACUUAUGAGGAAGGCUUAAUAGAUAAUUCUGGACUGAGGUUCUAUCAUACAACGGAUAUAAGGAAAUUCGAUGCAGGGGUGAUCGAGGCUGGCCUCUGGGUAAGCCUCUUCCACACCAUCCCCCCAGGCAUGCCCGACUUCCGUUCCGAGGGUCACUGCACUCUGGAGUGCCUGGAAGAGGCUCUGGAAGCUGAAAAGCCAAGUGGAAUUCAUGUGUUUGCUGUUCUUCUUCACACUCACCUGGCUGGCAGAGGCAUCAGGCUGCGUCAUUUUCGCAAAGGGGAGGAAAUGAAAUUACUUGCUUAUGAUGACAAUUUUGACUUCAAUUUCCAGGAGUUUCAGUAUCUAAAGGAAGAACAAGCCAUCUUACCAGGAGAUAAUCUAAUUACUGAGUGCCGCUACAACACAAAAGAUAGAGCCCGAAUGACUUGGGGAGGACUAAGCACCAGGAAUGAAAUGUGUCUCUCAUACCUGCUUUAUUACCCAAGAAUCAAUCUUACUCGAUGUGCGAGUAUUCCAGACAUUAUGGAACAACUUCAGUUCAUUGGUGUUAAGGAGAUCUACAGGCCAGUCACGACCUGGCCUUUCAUUAUCAAAAGUCCCAAGCAAUAUAAAAACCUUUCCUUUAUGGACGCAAUGAAUAAGUUUAAAUGGACUAAAAAGGAAGGUCUCUCCUUCAAUAAGCUUGUCCUUAGCCUGCCGGUGAACGUGAGAUGCUCCAAGACAGACAACGCAGAGUGGUCGAUUCAAGGGAUGACGGCAUUACCUCCUGAUAUAGAAAGAACAUAUAAAGCGGAGCCAUUAGUGUGCGCCUCUCCUUCCUUUUCUGUGCAUAGAAAUUUCUCUCUCACGCUGCUCAUGUGUUUCAUGGUACUCGGCAGCAUACUGAGCCAUUUACACUUGUGGUCAUAAUUCUGUUGUCCUUGGUGGUGAUGUUUUCCAUGAUCUGAACCUGUCAUUUGAUGUGCAGGUUAAAGACACUUUGGGCAUAAGAGUGAGCGUAAAGACCUUGGAGACUUUCUUUUCAUAUACUCUUUUCCUUUCCACUCUCCCAGUCUACCUGAAAGAUGUCAGUUAGGUUCCCUUCUUUUUCUCAGAAAUGUCUGAUAAAAUGUAUCAAUUACCAAUAAAGAAAAACUGGCUUGACUUAAUAUAACUUUUACAAAAAUUCAGACAAAGUCAAGUGGAAGUAAAAGAAUUAUUUCUUUCUGUAUUACAUUUAUUUAAACCCUCAUUAUUUCUAUUUUAUUUUUUUGUUUUAUUUGGUUUCUAUAUUCCUUUUAAAAACUGGUUUUAUCUUAAAAAUGUAAAAGGAAGUACUUCCCAUUCAGGUUUUCUUUCUUUAUAUUGUUCUUUGAAUGUGACUUCCCAAGUGUAACAGUGGUCUCUUCGUUCUUUCAAUGUUAUCCAGUCUUGUACUUUUCUGUAAGUUAUCCAUGGGCCCCUUACCUCAGUGCAUUUUGAUGAUGCCCAUUCUAAUCUCUUCAUUUGUCAGAAUCUACUGGUACUCCCAAACUAUCCCUAACCCAUCUCAAAGUACUUUUUAAUUUUUCCCUGCUCAGCACUUGCCAGGUGAAUUUUUUCUUGAGCUCUGUCGCAAUCUCAAAAGAGACUAUGGAAAGUAUAGAAAUGGUGCGUAACCGAUUGUAGGCUGAGGAGAAAAUAUAUCUGGCCAGAAACCCUGUACUGUGAGGGGUCUUUAUUUAGGUUCCAGGUCAAAGGUCAGACAGUGUGCGCCAGCCGAGGAGGGUGUGAGGUCCAUGCAGUACUUUGCUGACUGGGUGGGUGUCACAAGUGCUGCAUACUGGCUCAAUUCGAGUCACAGUUGCUACUGUAGAUUUAUUUUUAUAUUAGUUAAUAAACUAACUUUCCAUAAUAAAAUUGUCACCAUUUGAAAAUCUUGUCACUCUUUUGGUUCUCUUUGUAUAGUU
This is a messenger RNA of Pteropus alecto (black flying fox), 2970 nucleotides long. It is a transcript of the gene MOXD1, whose product is annotated as monooxygenase DBH like 1. Gene Ontology annotation, biological process: norepinephrine biosynthetic process; octopamine biosynthetic process; dopamine catabolic process. The transcript has 12 exons. NCBI's taxonomy places the organism in Eukaryota, Metazoa, Chordata, Mammalia, Chiroptera, Pteropodidae. Gene Ontology annotation, cellular component: secretory granule membrane. The record is from RefSeq and is a predicted model, not a curated record. Gene Ontology annotation, molecular function: copper ion binding; dopamine beta-monooxygenase activity. The coding region runs from base 107 to 1951 and encodes 614 amino acids.